AUGGCUGUCGGCUUCCUCACGUUCCUUUCAGGCCUCUUUGGAUGGAUUUAUUUCCUCGCCUGGAGCGCGUCAUUCUAUCCCCAGCCCUUGCUGAACUGGCGUCGUCGCUCCACCAGCGGCACAACUAUCGAUUUCCCCUUUAUCAACGUCCUCGGUUUUGCUGCAUACUUUAGCUCGAAUGUAGCUUUCUACUAUUCACCAGAAAUCCGCGCUCAGUAUGCUGCGAGACACAGAGGCCUCGAGUCUACUGUGCAAUUCAACGACAUCACUUUUGCUCUCCACGCUCUGUUCUUGUCCAUCAUCACAACCUCACAGUAUUUCGCUCCAUCGCUGUGGGGAUUCACCCCGAACUCUGGAAACCGACCCAGCCGGUUUAUUCUAGGGGUAGCAGCCGGCUGUAUCACUGGGGUUCUUUUGACAUGUGCUAUUGUUGCUUCAUCUCCCGGAAACGAUGCCGUCUAUGACUGGGUUGCCCUUGAUAUUGUCUACGCCGUAGGCUAUGUCAAACUUAUUGUCACCUUGAUCAAGUAUACUCCCCAAAUCGUUACCAACUACAACAACCAGAGCACCGACGGUUGGAGCAUCUCCCAGAUCUUACUGGAUCUUACUGGCGGUGUCCUUAGCGUCAGUCAGCAGGCCAUCGAUAGUUAUCAGCAGCGCGACUGGAGCGGUAUAACCGGUAACCCGGUCAAGUUUGCUCUUGGCAACAUCAGCAUGGUUUACGAUACCAUCUUCAUCAUCCAACACUACGUUCUGUACCAUGACUCAGAGAAGCCGCAGUCUAGCGGUCGGGAGAAUCAGAGAUUGUUGGAUGAGGAGCGAAGAGCGGAGCGCAGCGAGUGA
Fusarium fujikuroi IMI 58289 is the source of this 843-nucleotide messenger RNA. RefSeq names its product related to CTNS protein. The coding region runs from base 1 to 843 and encodes 280 amino acids. NCBI's taxonomy places the organism in Eukaryota, Fungi, Ascomycota, Sordariomycetes, Hypocreales, Nectriaceae. Gene Ontology annotation, cellular component: fungal-type vacuole; vacuolar membrane. Gene Ontology annotation, biological process: L-cystine transport. Gene Ontology annotation, molecular function: L-cystine transmembrane transporter activity. The transcript is spliced from 2 exons. The record is from RefSeq and is a predicted model, not a curated record.